Messenger RNA from Nomascus leucogenys (northern white-cheeked gibbon), 1367 nucleotides. It is a transcript of the gene DIP2C-AS1, whose product is annotated as proline rich 26. The record is from RefSeq and is a predicted model, not a curated record. Lineage: Eukaryota; Metazoa; Chordata; Mammalia; Primates; Hylobatidae. Bases 627 to 1151 code for a protein of 174 amino acids. The transcript is spliced from 3 exons.
UUUUUCUUAUUGGAAAGGAGAAAAUGAAGUGACUGUAAAAUAAUAUAAUUUCCUUACAGCAAAACAACAGAGAACCAACUUUUCCUUUUUUCACAUUACCCAAUAAUUCUAAGACUCAGGGUUUUGUCACGUUACAGCAAAUCCCAUUCAUUAGGGGGAAGUCGGAAGUCAGAACAGUGUGUGCUAUUCAAAUUCUCAAUGAAUAAUUAACUCAAAUGUGUUCAGAGUGCUAUAAAAUGAAAUUAAUUUAUUUUUAGUUUAACCCAAAAUCCCCAAUCACUUGCCAAAUGAUCCUCUAUGUAUCCUACAUAAAGGAUAGGCUCUUUCUGGCAGAAAACCAUUGAAGUUUUUAUUUGCAGUAAGAGAAGCAUGCCUUCUUAUUAUCAAACAGGUGCAUGGUCCCCUUGCGGGGGGGCGCCCGUCACCCGCGUCCCCGUGCGUCACGGCGUUGCCGCACACCAUUAACACAUCAAAAUGGAAAAGGAAAUGUAAGCAGUGUUUGCCGUCCAAAGUUCACAUCAACAAUUCCUUAUUAGGAAGGCACUUCUGAGCCUUUCCUCCGGCAUCUGGGAGCUGCCAGCAACCCAGUUCCAGGAGAGAAAAUAGCUUGACACCUCCUGCAGCCCAUGGAGUCCUCUUGUUGGGACAAGGACCCCCCAGGAGAGAGGAGCCCCCAGCAAAGUCAACACUGGAGGGCCAGAGACCAUGGUGCCCGGGGCUGUGGACCACGCCAGCCGACAGCCACUGCAAGCCCCAGACCGGGGCUGUGGAUCACGCCAGCCCACGGCAGCCGCAUGCCCCAGACCAACACGAGAAGAACGCAGGCUGACAACAUCUUUGUCUAUGCUCUCGCCACACUCAGUCAGUGUCCACUGGGGGCCUCGGGGGCACCUCCACCUGCCCAGGUCUGGGACCACCAUCCUCCACGCAUAUCUACAGACCCUGUCCUCACCUGCAUCACACCAAUGACGGCAUCACGGUGUGAGUUCCGGUCACCAGUUGGCCUCCCCCACCAACGUGGACUCCUUACGAGCAGGACCACCAACGUGGAUGCGAUCCCAUCAGGAACCACCUACUUUUGUGUCCCCAGCACCGUGCUCAGGUCCCAGGGAGGCCCCAGCAAACUAUGGAACAACCAAACUAGUGACUGAAUGAACAAGUAUGUUAAGUUGUUAAGUAGAAAAUAGCAGAAGACUUAGUAGAAUGCAUGAGUAACAAUUACGAUUGUAUGAAAAUCAGUAUCCAUGUGGAAGGUAUUAUGCAAAAAAAAGCUUCACUUUGUUUCAGUGCCUUUCCAAUUAAAUGUUGUUAAGCAGUAUUUCCCCCAAAAGGUGCGUCUUUUAUAAAACAAGAACACAAGGCUCUGA